AUGUUCCGUGUCAGAGCAUGGGUCCACUUGGACUGCGGUCGAAUGCUUUCUGGUGAGGAGAAGAGUCCACUAAUUCUCCUUGAGGGCUCCUCAGUACUAUACGGCUGCUCAGAGGAAAAUUCCUGAAAACUUGUCUCUCAUUACUCUUUCUUCGCUCAAGUUACGGCAUCAGAAAGCAAUACUGACUUCCAAAAAAAUCUCAUAAGCGUGGAUGGCAAGAAUGAAACCUCUCAGCAAAUGCGCAGAAGUAAGGAGUCAAGUGUAGCAGCAAACAAGUUGAAAGAUAUUCCAGAAGCACUGCAAGAGUUCAAAAACCACCUUGGGAAUGGAGCAGCAGAAAAUAUAAUGGAGAGAACACAAAUAGCAGAGAAAAAGGAGGAAAAACAAAGUAAUAAUGUAGACAGAGCAAGCCGUAAAAGGAAAUCAGAAAACAACGAUAAAUUAGCUGUGGAAGAAGAAGAAGAAACAAUGUUAGAGACUGGCAAUCAGUUAAUCCCGACACCUCUGUCUCAUAUUCCUCUGAAAACCCUAAUGGACGUAGAAAUGGAGUUGGUCUACACCGACGAGGAGGAGAUUUCCUUCGAGUUUGCCAAGCCUGUGGCACCUACAAGCACACAAUCAGCGUGUCGUGAUGCUGAAAAAGCAGAUGCUCUGAGCACACCUAAUAGCAGUGCUUUGCCCUACAUUGACGAACAGCUUCAGAUGACCCUCCGGGAAGCCAGCAAUUCCUACAGGGAGAAGAACUACGAGGCAGCAGUGGAGCAGUUCUCAACAGCACUGGAGCUUUUCAGUAAAGGUGCUGCUACAGAUGAUACCCUUGAGUCAUCUCCAGAAGAUAUUUCCAGUAUCGCCAGUUUUAUUGAGACAAAGCUUGUAACCUGCUACUUAAAACUGAGGAAGCUUGAUGAGGCUCUGAAUCAUUCACACAGGAGCAUUAUCCUGAAUCCAGCUUAUUUCCGGAACCACCUGCGCCAAGCUGCUGCGUUUCGGUGUUUGGAGAGAUACUCUGAAGCUGCAAGGAGCACCAUGAUUGCUGACUAUAUGUACUGGCUGACAGGAGGCACUGAGCAGCAUACAAGCAAGCUCAUCAAACUGUAUUGGCAGGCUAUGAUUGAAGAAGCCAUUGCUAGAGAAGUAUCUUUUUCAGUUAUGUACACACCAUGUGUGACAGAAGUCAAGGCUGACAAAAUAAACAAGAUAAAGGACUUGUUUGCUAAAAAGCACCCUGAUUACGUGGAGCACAUAUAUACAGAUCCUCACGGAUUUCACUUCUUGCCACAGACGGCUGGGUGGCCGUCCCUGCCUCCCCAGCGGUACUUACUGACUCUGGGUUUCAGAAACAAACGUAUUGGAAAAAUCUUGGAAAGGUGGUCAAGUAAAAAACUGCCGAUCUUUUCAGACCAGAAAGCACCUUUCAGUCCUCUCACGAAAGAAGAAACAAAAAGAUAUUGGGAUAACACUGGGAAAAAGAUCGUGCCGGUAAUGGAUUUUAUACGAAGCACCAAAUUAACUGACAAUCUCUGCGCGUGUUCACGUGGGAUAGAGAAGUUGCAUUACGCCAGCUUCCUCGGCCGUUUGCAGAGAGUCGAGGAACAGUCCCAAGUGAUUAAUCAAGCGAUGGCUGAGCUAGCAACCAUUCCCUACCUGCAGGACAUCAGUCAGCAGGAUGCCGAACUGCUGCAGUCGCUAAUGGCAGAUGCCAUGGACACCCUUGAAGGAAGAAGUGAUAAAGGACGUGUGUGGAAUAAAAUUCAGAAGAUUGGACUAAUUGAAGACUACUUAUACCAAGUAGAAGACAAUUACUUAAAGAACAAAAGGCUGAGAACAGCUAGGAGGGAAAAAAUGAAGAGGACUCAAAGUACACAGCAACAUUAG
Haliaeetus leucocephalus (bald eagle) is the source of this 1875-nucleotide messenger RNA. RefSeq names its product spermatogenesis associated 16 (gene SPATA16). Gene Ontology annotation, cellular component: Golgi apparatus. Gene Ontology annotation, biological process: spermatogenesis. The transcript is spliced from 12 exons. Lineage: Eukaryota; Metazoa; Chordata; Aves; Accipitriformes; Accipitridae. Gene Ontology annotation, molecular function: protein binding. The record is from RefSeq and is a predicted model, not a curated record.